AUGGAAAACUCAGCAAAACUCAACGAGUACGCAAGCAACCGAGCGAAAUUGGUCGCCAAUGAACAGAAAUACAGAGGGGACUAUGAUUUUGUUAAAUCUCUUUCGCCUACAGCCCAAGCCGCCAAUACCAUAGUUUCUCGCAUUCAACAAUUCAACAGGCAGGUUCUUUUUGAUCCAGUUGGGUCAAUGAGCCGCUUACGUUCAGACUCUGGUUUCCCCCGCAUCAAAGAAUCCAUAGCAAGGACAGCUUUAUUAGAAAUAAUGAAAAAGUUACCAAAGGGUGCAAUUCUUCACGCUCACCACGCUGCUUGCGUGUCGAUUGAUUUUAUCAUUGACAAGAUGAUCGAGACUCCGGGCAUGUAUAUCAGCGCUUCAAGGCCCCUUGACGAAUGGUGGGCAAAAAGAGAGAAGAGAAUAAAAAUAAAAUUCACAUACAGUUCUUCGCAACCUCGACAGACUAGAAGCUCAGUGAACAAUCUUUGGGAUCCUGAUUAUGUACCCAACUCACUUGUUCCAGUCUCUCUUGCGGCGUCGACAUACAGUGAUUACCCUUCCUCUAUGAACUAUGAUAAAUAUCAUAUCGCACCUGGUUUUGAAAGACAACCUCUUCAGGGAAAGUCUUACUUUAUUACCUGGUUGAAGAUUCGAUUGACGAAGGCGGAGUCCCAGCGUAUAGAUGUUAGUGGGGGUAUCAAUGAAGCUUGUGAUACAUUCCAGAGUGGAAGAAAGCUACUUAAUACGAUAAUUCACAACGAGCCCGUUUUUCGGCCAUUCCUCAAGCAACUUUUUGAAGGGUUGGACGAGGACAAUGUUAAGUGGAUAGAGAUUAGGAUAAUUUUCAAGGUUGACUUUCAAUUAGAAUGUAGUGAUACACCAUCUGGAGAGAUUGAAAUGGCAAGAGUAAUUUGGGAAGAAAGAGAAAAGUUUGCAAUCACGAUGAAAAAGAAAAAUAAAGACUGGUGGGGACUGCGAAUUAUCUGGACAGGCUUGCGACUGUGGAAAGAUGAAGAAAUCAAAGCUGAUAUGGAGACUUGCAUGCGUGUGAAGGAACGAUAUCCAGAUCUGAUCUCAGGAUACGAUCUAGAGGGACAAGAAAGACUCGGUCGUACGCUCGAAGAUCUCAUACCGGUUUGCCUCUGGUUUAAGCAACAAUGCGAAAGCCGUAACUUAAACAUUCCAUUCUUCUUACACGCAGGAGAAUGCUUGAGUAAUGGUGAUGUAAAUGACCAUAACCUUUACGAUGCAAUUCUUCUGGGUACUCGACGUAUUGGUCAUGGAUAUUCACUUCCUAAACACCCGCUGCUGGAAAAGAUUUGCAAAGAGCGACAAAUCAUGAUCGAGUCCUGUCCACUCUCAGCUGAAAGUUUGAGAUCAACAAAUUCUGCCAAUGCUCAUACUUUACCAAUGCUGUUGGCAAAAGGUGUAAGCGCUAGUUUGAAUUGUGAUGACCCAUUUUUAUUAGGUCAAGAAAUGAUAGGCGUUUCAAUGGAAUUCUUCAUGUGCAUCUGGUCAUGGGAUAAUCUAGAUCUCGGUGGUCUGGGUCAUUUGGCACAAAACAGCGUGAGGUGGUCACAAUUUGAAGAUCAGACUGACGAAGAUUGGCAAUCAGGAAUCCGAUCAGGUGAGAAUUCAAGGAAAGGAUUAAAGGCUCAGAGAAUGCGAGAGUGGAAGAAAGACUGGGAAGAAUUUUGUGCUUGGGUUCUUGAAAGAUACGGAGAGCCUUGGGGAAACGAAGAUGCUUUUAAGGCUGCUUUGGAAGAGAGAGCGGAAUUGGUGGAGCAAAACAUGGCUGAUGAAGGUGCGGUAGAAAAAGAACUUGAUAAAAUAGCAGCGCGGUUCAAGGAAAAAGAAGAGUCGAUAAGAGGAUGGAGAGAGAAAGAGAUAAAGAAAAGGAAGUUCAUUACUAGAGCGAAGGAACUGAUGGCUGAGGAAAAGUUACAGAAAAAUAUGUCUAAAGGCUUGAAGAACCCACCUGACAACUCCAAAGAUGGUGUUGAAGAAGCUACCAAAGAGGUAAUGUGGGCUGUUAUCGUUGACAUAAUCCAUACAAUUCAAUUUCCAAAGCAGUACUUCAAAAUUGAGAACCUUUCAUUUGAUACAAGUAAGGCAAACUCCGGUAACGACAUCAUUCGAUUCCGUAGGUGGAUCCAUCCAAGUGAAUUUCUAUUAUCUGGUACGAUGGAUGCUCAGGAUGUCUCCGUUCCGCCGUCAUUGAUCUUGCAACAAUCGAGCAACGAAAAACCAGCUUCCACCCCGAGCGAAAAUGCUCUCAAGAAACGAGGUAGACCGCUCAAAAUCGUUCUUCUAAUUACCUCUACUUCUGAAACAAUCUAUGAGACAGAACAUUCUGAAGCUCAGGAUGGAGGAGAACAUGUUCCUAUGCGUGCAGGAUCGACAAUUGCGCCAGCCAAUAGCACGAGGCGCAGCGGACGAUCGAGAAAGGUUACACUCUCGUAUCAAGAGCAACUUCAGUCAGAUGGAGAGCAGCCCGUCGCAAAGCGUCAUAAGAAGAGAAAUGUCACAUAUGAUGACGAUGACGAUCAGGACCCUAGCAAUCGUAUCGUUCCACCAGCAGAAAGAGAUUGUACUUACUGA
This is a messenger RNA of Botrytis fragariae, 2595 nucleotides long. Its product is annotated as putative adenosine deaminase protein. Gene Ontology annotation, molecular function: adenosine deaminase activity. The coding region runs from base 1 to 2595 and encodes 864 amino acids. Gene Ontology annotation, biological process: adenosine catabolic process; inosine biosynthetic process. The transcript has 8 exons. NCBI's taxonomy places the organism in Eukaryota, Fungi, Ascomycota, Leotiomycetes, Helotiales, Sclerotiniaceae. The record is from RefSeq and is a predicted model, not a curated record.